This is a messenger RNA of Drosophila sulfurigaster albostrigata, 1780 nucleotides long. RefSeq lists its product as uncharacterized. The coding region runs from base 313 to 1752 and encodes 479 amino acids. The transcript is spliced from 3 exons. The record is from RefSeq and is a predicted model, not a curated record. NCBI's taxonomy places the organism in Eukaryota, Metazoa, Arthropoda, Insecta, Diptera, Drosophilidae.
UAAAUUAAAUAUUUUUACCCCUUUUAAUUACCAUAAACUAAUUUUUUUAUUUUAUUAUCUGCUAUGUAAUUGACUUUCCUGUAUUUGGUACCAGUAAUUUGCCGGAUAUGGCCACACUAUAGUGUAAAAAAAUAUCGAAAUUCGCUGUCGAUACAAUGUAAAGCUGCCACUUGUGUUGCAUAUGAAAAGAGUGGCAACGUCAACGCAAAGUAUAUACAGAAAUCAAAUAAGAAUUUUUUGCAAAUCGGAAUCGCGCUUAAAUAACGAUAAUAAUAUUCUAAAUAACAGACAAACAAACAAAUUAUUGGAAAAAUGAAACUGGAAGAGCUGCUAACAAAGGGUGCACCAUCGCCGCAGGAAGAUGACGACGAUGAUGAAAAGGCGGAGUCGAAAACAAAAGCCACAAAUGCCUCCGAUGAGGGGGUGGAGAACGCUGAAGAUGCUGCGGACGAGUCGGCUGAAAAAGAAAGUGCGACUGGCAAGAAAAAAGGCACACGCAAAAAACGCUCACUCAAUUGGGAAGAGGCCGAACGUGGUCUGUUAUUGGAGGUGAUUAAAACAAAAGUGGCAUUUGUAGAAAAUCGCAGUGUCGAUGCCAAAAGCAUCAAGGCCAAACGAUUGGCCUGGUCCCAAAUCACCAAACAAUUCAAUGCGCUGAACUUUCGACAUCGGUUACUCGAACAAAUCCAGGUGCAAUGGCGCAGCAUGAAGAACUCCGCCAAACGUGAGUAUCAACAAAAGCAUCCCAAGUCGGAUGUGCUCGAGGGCAUGCGCAUGAUCGAGUUCAUGGAAGAACUGCAAAAGGAUCCGGUCUCAUCGCGCAGUCAAACGCGCAGCAGCGGCACCAAUGGUGCUGUCAAUGUGCCGCUAAAGAAGGAGCUGCUCGAAAUGGACGAAGAUGAGGAUAUGCCGUUAGCUGCGCUACCCAACUCGACAAAUGCCAGCGAGGAUACGCUGCAAACAUCCACCAUAGCCAUACCCUCACCACCACCAUCGACCGCAGGCGGAGACUCACAGCAGGAGAGCGCACAGCCUCAAUCAGCGCCCAAUCGACGCAAACGGGCCAAAGGUAAACCGUUGCUACAGCACAAGGAUGACACUGACGGUGCCGCUGGCUCCGCCGACAACGAAAAGACUUCGCCCACACGCAAACGAAGACAGCGCAAUCAUUCACAGGCACAAUCAGUGCUCUCGGAAGACUUUAAUACUGAAACGUCACCCGUCAAUGCCAGUGCCGCUGCAGUUGGGCCAUUCACGCCCACAGCUGGUCCCAACGAGACAAUUAGCAGCCUGGACAUGGAGGAGAAAUACAAGCAGCAACUUUUCAAGCUGCUGAAGCAAGCGCGUCUGGCCGAGAUUGAUUAUGCAAGGCGUGAGCAUGAGCAGAAGCUACGCUUCGAGCAAAUGGAGCAAGAACUCAAAAUGUCGUACUACCGUCAAGAACAGGACCUCAAGCUGCGUCAAAUGCGCGAGGAGCACGACAUGCGACUGCGUCAGCAACGGCGUGAGCACGAAGCACGUAUUAGUGUCUACAAUUCAAGCAACUGCUGCUUGAACGGCACAGCUGGCGGAGAAGUGACAGGACAGGAGUCGGCGGCACAGGGAGCAAUGCGUUGCAAUGCCAAAACAGAUUACAAUAAUGUGCACUUGGACAGUGUCGUUGCAGCUGCAGCGCAGCCAUCGUCAUCGUCGAAUAGCAGCAGCACGGACGCCGUGCAUGCGUUGAAUGCCAAUUCAUUGGUCUACAACUAGUUGUAGACAACACAACACAAACAUCACA